Messenger RNA from Urocitellus parryii (Arctic ground squirrel), 6810 nucleotides. It is a transcript of the gene Hecw1, whose product is annotated as HECT, C2 and WW domain containing E3 ubiquitin protein ligase 1. Gene Ontology annotation, molecular function: protein binding; ubiquitin protein ligase activity. NCBI's taxonomy places the organism in Eukaryota, Metazoa, Chordata, Mammalia, Rodentia, Sciuridae. Gene Ontology annotation, cellular component: cytoplasm. The record is from RefSeq and is a predicted model, not a curated record. Gene Ontology annotation, biological process: ubiquitin-dependent protein catabolic process; protein ubiquitination; regulation of dendrite morphogenesis.
GGGGAUGCAGGCGGGAGGAUAAAGCGAUGAAGUGUGCUGCGUUGCCGCGCAUCAGGCGCUGUUGUUGGAACUGCAACACCGUGCGCCUCUGACCGAGACGGCCCUCUCCUCUCGCACGCACUCACCAAGCGGCUCGCGUAGCUCCGCGGUGGCKGUGGCGGUGACAGCCGCUCGCUCCCGGCAGCCCGCAGCCAGAGCUCGGCGAGAGCUGGCAAUCGUCCGGGUCCCCCAAAGCAGGUGCCUGGUGUUUGGCGCCUAUGCAGGGCACGUGCGCCCCCCGGCUCUAACCUGCACCCUGACGGGAGCAUGAUCUGUGCCCAGUCCGGGACUGCCAAGAUAACAAUGCUGUGUUCAGCAGAAAUGAAUACAGGAAGAGCAGCAUAGUUCAAAAAUUAAGGGAGGCAUCUUCUCUCUUUUCCUGGAAUUUAAACGCGAUGUAAGAGGGUGGAUGCCCUACCUGAAAAAGCCAGCCUUUAAAGACCCCAGCAGUGUUGUGGUCCAAGGCGUCUCAAAGCAGGUGGCCAGAUCGGCAUUUCUCAUCAGCGGACUCGCUCCGGCUGUGGCUAUUACGGAAUUGAUGCGCGUACACGUGGUGGGUCAUUAUGCUGCUGCACCUGUGUAGUGUGAAGAAUCUGUACCAGAACAGGUUUUUAGGCCUGGCUGCCAUGGCGUCUCCGUCACGAAACUCACAGAGCCGACGCCGGUGCAAGGAGCCACUCCGCUACAGCUACAACCCUGACCAGUUCCACAACAUGGAUAUCAGGAAUGGACCUCAUGAUGGUGUGACCAUCCCCCGCUCCACCAGUGACACUGACCUGGUCACCUCAGACAGCCGUUCCACACUCAUGGUUAGCAGCUCCUACUACUCCAUAGGGCACUCACAGGAUCUGGUGAUCCACUGGGACAUUAAGGAGGAAGUGGACGCUGGAGACUGGAUUGGCAUGUACCUCAUUGAUGAAGUCUUGUCUGAAAACUUUCUGGACUAUAAGAACCGUGGAGUCAAUGGUUCUCAUCGGGGCCAGAUCAUCUGGAAGAUUGAUGCCAGCUCUUACUUUGUAGAACCUGAAACCAAGAUCUGUUUCAAAUACUACCAUGGAGUGAGUGGAGCCCUGAGAGCUACCACCCCCAGUGUCACCGUCAAAAACUCAGCAGCUCCUAUUUUUAAAAGCAUUGGCUCUGAUGAGACCGUCCAAGGGCAAGGAAGUCGGAGGCUGAUCAGCUUUUCUCUCUCAGAUUUCCAGGCGAUGGGGUUGAAGAAAGGGAUGUUUUUCAACCCAGACCCUUAUCUGAAGAUUUCUAUUCAGCCUGGGAAGCACAGCAUCUUCCCUGCCCUUCCUCACCAUGGACAGGAGAGGAGAUCCAAGAUCAUAGGCAACACAGUGAACCCCAUCUGGCAGGCGGAGCAAUUCAGUUUUGUGUCCUUGCCCACUGAUGUGCUGGAAAUUGAGGUGAAAGACAAGUUUGCCAAGAGCCGCCCCAUCAUCAAGCGCUUUUUGGGAAAGCUGUCGAUGCCUGUCCAGAGACUCCUGGAGAGACACGCCAUAGGGGAUAGAGUGGUCAGCUACACACUUGGCCGCAGGCUUCCAACAGAUCAUGUGAGUGGACAGCUGCAAUUCCGAUUUGAGAUCACUUCCUCCAUCCACCCAGAUGAUGAGGAGAUUUCCCUGAGUACUGAGCAUGAGUCAGCAGAAAUUCAGGACAGCCUCAUGAACAACCUGGUUGAAAGCAACUGUGUGGAGCCUCCAAAUGAUGCUCCAGAGCCCUGUGAGAGCUUGAGGCUAGAGCCAACCAACGAGGACACUGCAGUGGACAGUUCAGGACACCAGAGCCUGGAGCAUGCCAGGCCAGUUGAGGAAGGGGCAGGUGCCACUGAGGCAGGAGAUGAUGGCAGGAUCUCUGAGGGACCUGAAGGGGUUGGGGAGCUUCUGGCCCUAGGACAACAGGACCCCGAGUCUGCCCUGAGUGCAGAAGAACUAGCCGAGAGGCUCGACCKGGAUGAACAGGUACCACCAUCGCUACUUCUGGAAGAUGGUGAGGCUUCAGCCAACAAGAAUGAACCCGUGGAGGAGGAGGCAGCACCAGAGAGCCGGGCCAGGGGGGAGGAGGAAGAGAAAGGCCAGGGUGAAGAGGAUGAGGAGGGGGAUGUGCCUACCCUGGAGCAGGGAGAGGGCAGACUGCAGCUGCGAGCCUCGGUGAAGAGAAAAAGCAGACCAUGCUCUUUGCCUGUGUCCGAGCUGGAGACGGUGAUCGCGUCGGCCUGCGGGGACCCCGAGACCCCGCGGACACACUACAUUCGCAUCCAUAACCUGCUCCACAGCAUGCCGUCGGCCCAGAGUGGGAGCGCAGCAGAGGAAGAGGACGGGGCGGAAGAGGAGUCAACCCUCAAGGAUUCCUCCGAGAAGGAUGGGUUCAGCGAGGUGGACACGGUAGCGGCCGAUCCGCCGGCCCUGGAAGAGGAUGGAGAAGAGUUCGAGGGUGCCACUCCGGGUAUGGCACCCCCUGGCCACCUUGGGGGCCACUUCCGUAGUUUGACAAAUGGCGCGGGUCCUGAAGGUGACACGCAUCCCAGCACUGGGAGUGAGAGCGACUCCAGCCCCCGGCAAGGCGGGGACCACAGCUGCGAGGGCUGUGACGCGUCGUGCUGCAGCCCCUCCUGCUACAGCUCCUCGUGCUACAGCACGUCCUGCUACAGCAGCUCCUGCUACAGCGCCUCCUGCUACAGCCCCUCCUGCUACAACGGCAACAACCGGUUCGCCAGCCACACGCGCUUCUCCUCCGUGGACAGCGCCAAGAUCUCCGAGAGCACCGUCUUCUCGUCGCAAGACGACGAGGAAGAGGAGAACAGCGCGUUCGAGUCGGUGCCUGACUCUGUACAGAGCCCGGAGCUGGACCCGGAGUCGACCAAUGGUGCUGGGCCAUGGCAGGACGAGCUGGCUGCCCCUGGUGGGAACGUGACAAGAACCGCUGAAGGUCUGGAGUCCCCCAUGGCAGGUCCAAGCAAUCGGAGAGAAGGUGAAUGUCCUAUACUCCAUAAUUCCCAGCCAGUAAGCCAGCUUCCUUCCUUGAGGCCUGAACAUCAUCACUACCCAACAAUCGAUGAGCCUCUUCCACCAAACUGGGAAGCUCGAAUUGACAGCCAUGGGCGGGUCUUUUAUGUGGACCAUGUGAACCGUACCACCACCUGGCAGCGUCCAACAGCAGCAGCCACCCCAGACGGGAUGCGGAGAUCGGGGUCCAUCCAGCAGAUGGAGCAGCUCAACAGGCGGUAUCAAAAUAUUCAGCGGACCAUUGCAACAGAAAGAUCUGAAGAAGAUUCUGGCAGCCAAAGCUGUGAGCAAGUCCCAGCCGGAGGAGGUGGAGGUGGAGGGAGUGACUCAGAGGCUGAAUCUCCCCAAUCAAGCUUAGAUCAGAGGAGAGAAGGGUCACUUUCUCCAGUUAACUCACAAAAAAUCACCUUGCUGCUGCAGUCCCCAGCCGUCAAGUUCAUCACCAACCCAGAAUUCUUCACUGUGCUGCAUGCCAAUUAUAGUGCCUACCGAGUCUUCACCAGUAGCACCUGCUUAAAGCACAUGAUUCUGAAAGUCCGAAGAGAUGCUCGCAAUUUUGAACGCUACCAGCACAAUCGGGACUUGGUGAAUUUCAUCAACAUGUUCGCAGACACUCGGCUGGAACUGCCCCGAGGCUGGGAGAUCAAAACAGACCAGCAGGGGAAGUCUUUUUUUGUGGACCACAACAGUCGAGCUACCACUUUCAUUGACCCCCGAAUCCCUCUUCAGAAUGGUCGUCUUCCCAAUCAUCUGACUCAUCGACAGCACCUCCAGAGGCUCCGAAGUUACAGCGCUGGAGAGGCCUCAGAAGUCUCUAGAAACAGAGGAGCCUCCUUACUGGCCAGGCCAGGACACAGCCUAGUAGCUGCUAUUCGAAGCCAACACCAACAUGAAGCAUUGCCACUGGCAUAUAAUGACAAGAUUGUGGCAUUUCUUCGCCAGCCAAACAUCUUUGAAAUGCUACAAGAGCGUCAGCCAAGCUUGGCAAGAAAUCACACACUCAGGGAGAAAAUCCAUUAUAUUCGGACUGAGGGUAAUCAUGGGCUUGAGAAGUUGUCCUGUGAUGCAGAUCUAGUUAUUUUGCUGAGCCUCUUUGAAGAAGAGAUUAUGUCCUAUGUACCCCUGCAGGCUGCCUUCCACCCCGGGUAUAGCUUUUCUCCCCGCUGUUCACCCUGUUCCUCACCUCAGAACUCUCCAGGUUUACAGAGAGCCAGUGCAAGAGCCCCUUCACCAUAUCGGAGAGACUUUGAGGCCAAGCUCCGCAAUUUCUAUCGGAAACUAGAAGCCAAAGGAUUUGGUCAGGGUCCAGGGAAAAUUAAGCUCAUUAUUCGUCGGGACCACUUGUUGGAGGGGACCUUCAAUCAAGUGAUGGCCUAUUCCCGGAAGGAGCUCCAGAGAAACAAGCUCUACGUCACCUUUGUUGGAGAGGAGGGCCUGGACUACAGUGGUCCUUCUCGAGAGUUCUUCUUCCUUUUGUCUCAGGAGCUCUUCAACCCUUACUACGGACUCUUUGAGUACUCUGCAAAUGAUACUUACACGGUGCAGAUCAGCCCCAUGUCUGCGUUUGUAGAAAACCACCUUGAAUGGUUCAGGUUUAGUGGUCGUAUCCUAGGCCUGGCUUUGAUCCAUCAGUACCUUCUGGAUGCUUUCUUCACAAGGCCAUUCUAUAAGGCACUCCUGAGGCUGCCCUGUGAUUUGAGUGAUCUGGAAUAUUUGGACGAGGAAUUCCACCAGAGCUUGCAGUGGAUGAAGGACAACAACAUCACAGAUAUCCUCGACCUCACUUUCACUGUUAACGAAGAGGUUUUUGGACAGGUAACAGAAAGGGAGUUGAAAUCUGGAGGCGCCAACACCCAGGUGACGGAGAAGAACAAGAAGGAGUACAUCGAGAGGAUGGUCAAGUGGCGGGUGGAGCGUGGCGUGGUGCAGCAGACUGAGGCACUGGUGCGGGGCUUCUACGAGGUUGUAGACUCGAGGCUCGUCUCAGUGUUUGAUGCCAGGGAGCUGGAGCUGGUGAUAGCUGGCACCGCAGAGAUCGACCUGAACGACUGGCGGAAUAACACUGAGUAUCGGGGAGGUUACCAUGAUGGGCAUCUUGUGAUCCGCUGGUUCUGGGCUGCAGUGGAGCGCUUCAAUAAUGAGCAGAGAUUGAGAUUACUUCARUUUGUCACGGGAACAUCAAGUGUGCCCUAUGAAGGCUUUGCCGCCCUUCGUGGAAGCAAUGGGCUCCGGCGUUUCUGCAUAGAGAAAUGGGGGAAAAUUACUUCUCUUCCCAGGGCACACACGUGCUUCAACCGAUUGGAUCUUCCACCAUAUCCCUCAUACACUAUGUUGUACGAAAAGCUUUUAACAGCAGUAGAAGAAACCAGCACCUUUGGACUUGAGUGAGAAAAUGGCACCUCGCCUGACAUUUUCCUGGCCAGUGACAUCACCCAGUUCUGGGAUGACCCCCUUUCCUUUUCCCUUGAUCAACUCUCCUUUGAUUUUGGUAUUCCAUGAUUUUUAUUUUCAAACCAAAUCAGGAUUGACAAAAGCUGUGCAUGAAGAACUGCCUUCUUCUAAGAUCUAACCUUCAGGCUUAUCUCCUCUGUUUUCAAAGAACUGCUAGCCUGUAUGCAAUAUUAAAAACAGCUGUCUCAAGGUCUGUGCAUAUCUCCACAUACCUCCAUUACUAACAAUGAAAUACGAAUGCAAGUUACGCUACACUUGACCAAAUGGUAAUAAAUGUUUACUUCCAUUUCUAUCAUUUAAGAGAAAAUUUGAGCAUUAAGCAUUCCAAGCUUUUAUACACCCAUGUCUUCUAAGCAGAACCAUCAUUUUUUUUUAUCAUUUCUAACAACCAACUCCAAACCUAGAAGUUGAUCAACUCUUUGUUUUCCUCCCAUUCUGCUUUACUCUGUGCAUAUUAUCCAUUCAAAGGACAGCAGUGGCAAAACUGAAAUUUUUAUAUAUUCAUGAUUUACAGGUGGCAUCAGUCCCAUCAGCUGGAACUAGCCUAGCCAUAUGGUGCAUAUACGACACUCCCAACAAUUACCCACAGCAAAUAAUACACGUCCUGCUGAUGAGAUGCAGUGCAUCCCAAAGGUUGUGGGGAUUGUGGGCUCAACUUGGGUUCAGAGAAGUCUAGAGGGGGAGCACUCUUGGUGAACACUUACCACAUAAGAAGCACAAACCUGUGCACAUGUCUAAGAAGGAUAUUUUGAUUAAUGUAGACCGAAGGAGGAGGCUCAACCCCAUUGUGUUGUAUAGAAUGUUGGAAAGCAAACAGAAGAAAGAAAAAGACAUAUCACAUUGAAUUGAAUAUCUGAAUUCUACACUGUUUUGUUCAGUCUAGCUACCAUUCUCCUUCACAAAAGAAAAAAUAAUGUAUAGAUAAUCUUGUGACUUUCGUUAAAGCCAAGUUUACUUACUUGGCAAACUUUUUUUUUAACUUUGGUAUUGAUUUUUUCAUACUUGUUUCUUCUCUUUUUUAAAUUAUGGUUAUCAAGUUCCUUCACAUCUGAUUGUCCACAGGGACAAUAUGAAAUAAGAAGCUGCAGAGAGUGAUGGUGCUUGUUAGGGAUCAAGGGCAAUAUGWACUUCUCCUUCAUCCAUAGCAAUCCUCCAAAGGCACGUUGAUUAGUGUCAAAAUAAAUAUCCAGUUUCUUUUCACCUUCAAUAAAAAGAUAUCUCAGAAAACUUUGUGUUGUCAGAAAAGCAGUUGCAGGCUCCAAUGACAGCCUCACCUCUUGAUUACAUUUGAGAUAAACCCAAUCAUAAUGGU